AUGGGUCCCUUUCCGCCUUCUAAUGGGAAAUUAUACAUUCUGGUGGCAGUGGAUUACGUGAGCAAGUGGGUUGAAGCGCAAGCGCUCGCCACUAAUGAUGCUCGAUCUCAUCUGACUACCCCCUAUCAUCCGCAAGCGAGCGGUCAGGUGGAAGUUUCAAAUAGAGAGAUUAAACACAUCCUCCAGACCACAGUAAAUAAAAGUCGCAAGAAUUGGGCAGAGAAAUUGAAUGAUGCAUUGUGGGCAUAUAGAACAGCCUUCAAAACUCCAAUUGGAAUGUCCCCUUAUCGGCUUGUAUAUGGAAAAGCCUGCCACCUACCUCUGGAACUUGAGCAUCGCGCGUAUUGGGCCAUCAAGUAUCUCAACUUUGAUCUUCUCCCAGCACAGGAGAAGCACGCCAAAAGAUUGCUCGAUCUGACUGAGUUCCGUUACCUUGCAUAUGAAAGCGCUAAACUCUACAAGGAAAGGAUGAAAUUCUAUCAUGACAGGAAGUUGAAGAAGAAGGAAUUCACUGUGGAAUCCAAUGUUCUUUUAUACGACACUAGGCUUCCUGGUCAGACAAGUGCUGCCAAGUGA
Molecule: messenger RNA, 576 nt
Organism: Andrographis paniculata
Lineage: Eukaryota; Viridiplantae; Streptophyta; Magnoliopsida; Lamiales; Acanthaceae
Exons: 2
Coding region: 1-576 (191 amino acids)
Biological process (GO): DNA integration
Molecular function (GO): nucleic acid binding
Source: RefSeq, a predicted model, not a curated record